Molecule: messenger RNA, 507 nt
Organism: Verticillium nonalfalfae
Lineage: Eukaryota; Fungi; Ascomycota; Sordariomycetes; Glomerellales; Plectosphaerellaceae
Gene: PPIL1
Product: Peptidyl-prolyl cis-trans isomerase-like 1
Exons: 2
Coding region: 1-507 (168 amino acids)
Biological process (GO): protein peptidyl-prolyl isomerization; protein folding
Cellular component (GO): catalytic step 2 spliceosome
Molecular function (GO): peptidyl-prolyl cis-trans isomerase activity
Source: RefSeq, a predicted model, not a curated record
AUGACCACCGUCGCCCUCGAAACCACAAUGGCAAGCCGCCCCCCUCCCUUGCCUGGCACGAUCCUGCUCGAGCUCUACACCUCGCACGCGCCCAAGACGUGCACCAACUUCGCGACGCUCGCCAAGCGCGGCUACUACGACAACACGCUCGUCCACCGCAUCAUCCCCAACUUUAUGGUCCAGGCCGGCGACCCGACGGGCACCGGCCGCGGCGGCGCCUCGAUCUACGGCGACAAGUUUGCCGACGAGAUCCACGCCGACCUCGGCCACAACGGCGCCGGCAUCCUCAGCAUGGCCAACGCCGGUCCCGACACGAACGGCAGCCAGUUCUUCAUCACGCUGGCGCCGACACCGUGGCUCAACCGCAAGCACACCAUCUUUGGCCGCGUCAAGAGCGGGCUCGCCGUCGUCAAAAGGAUGGGGCUGGUCAAGACGGGGGCCGAGGACAGGCCCGUUGACGAGGUCAAGAUUCUCAAGGCGCGGGUUAUCGAGGCUGAUGAGCUGUGA